CAGCCAACGCCGGGUCGGAGAGAUGGGGCGUCCCCAAAUGCCAACGCCCCCCCGGAGGGGCCCUUCCCCUGGGUGGGCCCGAAGACGCUGGUGCUGCGGAAGAGCUCACAGGGGGGGUUCGGCUUCACCCUCCGCCACUUCAUCGUCUACCCCCCGGAGUCGGCGGUGCAUUGCACCACCAAGGAGGAGGAGAACGGGAACCGAGCAGCAGGUCCCCCCCGGAGCCGCCUGGAGCCCAUGGACACCAUCUUUGUGAAGAACGUGCGGGAGGACGGGCCGGCACACCAGGCUGGGCUGCGCACCGGGGACCGGCUGGUCAAGGUGAACGGGGAGAGCAUCAUCGGGAAAACCUACUCGCAGGUCAUCGCGCUGAUCCAGAACAGUGAUGAUGUGCUGGAGCUCUCCAUCAUGCCCAAGGACGAGGACAUCCUCCAGCUGCCUCUGGGCACAGCCAGCACCCGCACCGAGGCGGGUGGCAGCCCCGCUCAUCGCCCCGACGAGCCGCAACCUGGGGGUCCCCCCCUGCGCCCCCCCGCACCCCACGGACACCCCGGCUCCUUCUCCCGCUCCGGCUGCCCCAGCAACGUGGCAUCCUCUCUGCCCGACCGCUACGGGGUGUCCCCCGCCACCUCCUCCUGCUACGGGGUCCCCAAGCAUCUCCCGGAGCAUCGGACUCACUGCGGCUUCAAGGAAGGGGUCGGGGGGCUGCCGGUGACCGGGCGGCCCCCCCGGGAGGGCAACCAGCGUGUGCCCGGCCGUCAGGAGUGCCAGCAGGCCCUGUCCCGCUGGUUUUGCAGCCAGGAGCCUCGACGGAGCUCCUCGGAAGAACGGCGUCACGCCAUGCCCCCCCGCUACCGCAGCGUGUCCCAGGACCGGUUGGGGGGCUCGGCGGUGGCCCCCCGGGGCUGGCCGCACAGCGCCUCGCACGACACCUUGCUGCAGCCCCCCCGUGAAGGUUGGGCCCCCCGUGCCCGCUCCGACCACUACCUGGGCAGGUACGGGCGCUCCAUGGAGGCUCUGGAGCCCAGCGCCCUGCUCUCCCCUCGCCUCGACCGCUCCGGGUGGCCACCGGAGAGGGUCUGCCGGGCCACCGUCACCGCUGCCGGGCAACCCAUCCCGCACAGCUCCUUCGUGCCAUCCUCCUCCUCCUCCUCCUCUUCCUCGCGGGAGCCGGUGCAGAAGCACCCCUCGCAGCCCAACCUGCAGAGCGUGGACGAUUCGGGCUACAUCGGCUACCGGAGCUAUAGCCCGUCCUUCCAGCGUCGCACGGGGCUACUGCACGCCCUCUCCUUCCGGGACCCCGCUUUUGGGGGCCUCCCCACCUUCAGCAUCUCGCAGCGACCGGCCGCCCCGCUCCCGGAGAGGGUGGUCACCACCAUCCCACCACCCACCGGUCCCCAACCGGUCCCCACGGCACCCAGGGACCAGCGGCCGGAGGGCAGCCGGGUGCCGGAGCAGCCGGAGGAGCGGAGGGAAGAGGUGGUUUUGAGGCAGAAGCCCCCCACGGGCCGCAAGAUGCCACCCCCCAUGCGGCAGAUGAACUUUGUCUUCCCCGAGGGGGUGAAGGAGACGGACAUUUGUGACCCCCCGUUGGCCAGUGGCAAAGGGGAGAGGCUGGGGGCCGAGCGGCAAGGCCGGCGCGUGGCUCCUUUGGCGGCCCCCGAGGACUCGCUGGCAUCCAUCCCCUUCAUCGAUGAACCCACCAGCCCCAGCAUCGACCUGAAAGCCAAGCACGUCCCCGCCUCCUCGGUGGUCUCCAGCGCCAUGAACUCUGCUCCUGCCGUGGCCACCAGCCCCUCCUCGCCCACCUUCGCCUUCGCCCUGAGCCGGCACUACUCCCAGGACUGCAGCAGCAUCAAGGCUGGGCGCCGCUCCUCCUACCUCCUGGCCAUCACCACCGAGCGCUCCAAGUCCUGCGACGACGGUCUGAACGCGUGGAGCUUCUUCACCGAUGGGUCUCUGGACAGCCUCGGCACCUCCGAAGACGCCCGCUCCAAAAGACACUCAACCUCCGACCUCUCGGACGUCCCGUUCAGCGCCGUGAGGAAGGAGGGCUGGCUCCACUGCAAGCAGAUCCUCACCAAAAAGGGGAAGAAGGUCGGUGGAGGCAUCCGGCAGUGGAAGCGCGUCUUCGCCGUGCUGCGCACCCACUCGCUGUACCUCUGCAAGGACAGGCGGGAGGCGGUGACCUGCGCCCCGGCCCCAGGUGAGGAGGAGCCGCCGAUCAGCAUCCGAGCGUGCCUGGUGGACAUCUCCUACAGCGAGACCAAGAGGAAGCACGUCUUCCGCCUGACGACCGCUGACUUCUGUGAAUAUCUCUUUCAGGCAGAGGAUCGGGAAGACAUGCUGGCCUGGAUCAAAGUCAUCAGGGAGAACAGCAAGGCCGAGGGCGAGGACCCCGGUUUUGCCAGCCAAGCGCUUAUCAACAAGAAGUUAAACGACUACAGGAAAGUGAGCCCCGCGGGCACCAAGCCCGAUUCCUCGCCCAAGGGCUCUCGAGGGCUGGGGAUCCGAGCCGAGUUCCUGAAGCAGACGGGAACCAGCGCGCCCCGGUCCCCCAGGCAGGACACGGCUGUCACCAAAGAUGAAAGCAGCUCCCAAAAAGCCCCGUGGGGCAUCAACAUCAUGAAGAAGAAUAAGAAAUCAGCCCCCCGCGCCUUUGGCGUGAGGCUGGAGGACUGCCAGCCCGCCCCGGACAACAAGAAUGUCCCCCUGAUCGUGGAAGCUUGCUGCAAGGUGGUGGAGGACCGAGGGCUGGAGUACAUGGGCAUCUACCGCGUGCCCGGGAACAAUGCGGUGGUGUCCAGCCUGCAGGAACAGCUCAACAAGGGAGCCACCGAGAUCAACCUGCAGGACGAGCGGUGGCAGGACCUGAAUGUCAUUAGCAGCCUGUUGAAGUCCUUCUUCCGAAAGCUGCCCGAGCCCCUCUUCACCGACGACAAGUACAAUGACUUCAUUGAGGCCAACCGCAUCGAGGACGCCAGCGAGAGGAUGAGGACGCUACGGAAGCUGAUCCGGGACCUGCCAGGUCACUACUACGAGACACUCAAGUUCCUGGUGGGUCACCUGAAGACCAUCGCUGACCACUCGGAGAAGAACAAGAUGGAGCCCCGAAACCUGGCGCUGGUGUUUGGCCCCACGCUGGUGCGGACGUCCGAGGACAACAUGACGGACAUGGUGACGCACAUGCCCGACCGCUACAAGAUCGUGGAGACCCUCAUCCAGCAUUCGGACUGGUUCUUCAGCGACAAGGAGGACAAGGGCGAGAAGACCCCCGUGGAUGAGAAGGAAGCUCAGUCCGUGCCCAACAUCGAGUACCUGCUCCCCAACAUCGGCAGGACCGCGGCGCCCGGCGAUGCCGCAGGUGAGGAGCAGGCCUGUCCCCAACCCCGGUGUCACCGUUUUCCUCAGGGCACGUGGCCGUCGCGGAAGGCGCCGCCGUCGCACCGGGAGCUCCUCGCCAUCCCCUUCGUCUCGGCCGCCGCCCGCAAGAGGAAGAAGAAGAGAGAGGCCGAAGGCGUCGGGAGCAGCAGCACCGACGACGACGCGGAGCGCAGGGACCGGGAGCAGGAGGACGUGGGGACCGUGGCCACCCUGCCAUCACCCGGCAAAGCCCUCCGUGGCACCGGCGGCGAGCUGGCGGCCCCCGGCCCGGCCGGGAUGGAGCGGGAGAGCUCCCUGGAGCCUGGGGGUGCUGGGCCCGAGCCGGCGCCGGACGCUCGCUCCAUCGUGUCGGGCUACUCCACCCUGUCCACUAUGGACCGCAGCCUCUGCUCCGAGGUGCAGUCGGUGGCCGGGAGCCGCGGGGAGGAGGCGGAUGACGAACGGAGCGAGCUCAGCCACAUGGAGACGGACACAGAGAGCAGGGAGGGAGCCAGGCCCCGACCGGGCCAAACGGACGGAGGGACCGGGGAUGAGGACAAGGGACUCUCCAGCCGUCCUUCCUUCAACUCCCACCGCCUCAUCCAGUGCGACACGCUGGCCCGCAGGAAGCUGGGGCGGCCCCGGGCUACCAGUGAGACCCCGGUGGCCAGCGAUGGUGGAGGUGGGGAGGACCAGCAGGGCUGGGUGCCCCCCGGGAGACCCUCACUGCGAGAGCAGCUCCGGCAGCGCCUGCGGGGCUCCACCGACGACAUGGGGGUGCGUCUGCGCCGAGCCCACUCCCCCGAAACCCGCCGCAAGAAGAGCAGUUGGCGUCGGCACACGGUGGUGGUGCCCGGUGGCCUCAAGGACCUCAACUUCAACGAGUGGAAGGAGCCCCGGGGGCUAGAGGUGGCCCCGGGACCCUGCCGGGGUGACAAAGACUCGGGGCUCAGCAGCCUAGAGUCCACCAAAGCCCGGCCACCGGUGGCCACCGCCCCGGCACAACCCGGCACUGCCGGUCGUUUGGUGCUCAGGAAGGGGAUGGGGGUCCAGGAGGGUGUCCCUUUAUGA
Messenger RNA from Calidris pugnax (ruff), 4434 nucleotides. RefSeq names its product Rho GTPase activating protein 23 (gene ARHGAP23). Gene Ontology annotation, molecular function: protein binding. The transcript is spliced from 22 exons. NCBI's taxonomy places the organism in Eukaryota, Metazoa, Chordata, Aves, Charadriiformes, Scolopacidae. The annotation marks the transcript as partial. Gene Ontology annotation, biological process: signal transduction. The record is from RefSeq and is a predicted model, not a curated record.